This is a messenger RNA of Peronospora farinosa, 1944 nucleotides long. Lineage: Eukaryota; Oomycota; Peronosporomycetes; Peronosporales; Peronosporaceae. The record is from the annotation of a GenBank genome assembly.
AUGCCUUCGAGUCCUAAUACUUGUGUGCUCGAUGUGAACAUGUUAUCAACCGGCCUUGCGUCGGCUACAAGCGUCGCCAUCGCGCAGCAGGUACAAGAGCAGCAAGCUCAACUCCAAGCCCAAGUACAAGCGGAUGUAAAAGCGCAGACUUCCAUGGCUGUGGCUCUUACGACGCCCACAUCAAUUAGCAUCGCGACUCUCAAGCCCAAGACGCGUCGACGCCGCGCUGAUGGCAAUGGCAAUUUGACAGUCGAACAGAAGCGUCGCAUCUGUGAAAAACACCGUAAUACGCCCAAGAUUACGCAGAAGGACUUGUGUCGAUGGGCCAAGCUGGAGUUCAACCUCCAACGCGCGCCGACGCAGCCUACGAUGAGUAAUAUUCUCAAACACGAACACAUGUUCAAGGACAAUGUACUGGGUGUGCUUGGAUCCCAACGAAAGACUAUACGCCCGACGCGCCACGCGCACUUUGAUCAGGUAUUGGCCAAUUGGGUCAUGGAACGCCAGAACAAGGGCAAUAUCACUGGAGACAUGAUCAAGACAAAAGGUCGUGAGCUUGUCAAGCAGAUGGGACUCGAGGGAAAAUUGGGCUUUUCAAAUGGCUGGUUGGCCUCGUUUAAAGCUCGUCAUGGCCUUAUGAAGCGUGCCAAUAGUCUCCAGAAUGACAAGAUUAGUGCCACCAGCAACAGCACGACAAUGAACAAGGAUGGUGCGGCUUAUGGCGGUAUUCUAGACGCGAACAGUGGCAUGCUGCCUAAUGGACUGUCUGUGGACCCAAAUUAUAUGCUGCCGCCAGUGUCCAUGGACUUGACUAUCGAUCAGAUCCAAGAGAUGCUGCGCGACUAUGUGCCGAGUGACGUCUACACUGUGGAUGAGACGGGUUUAUUCUUUCGUGCAUCGCCCAAGAAACUCGUACAAGGUGACGAAGCCCAGUUGAUGCUGGCAGACGAGGCGAGACUGACUGUUCUGCUAGCGGUGAACGCGGACGCCUCGGAUCUCAUGGAACCGUACAUUAUUGGCAACGUCGUGCCCCCUAAGAACAUCAAGAUGGCCUCCAUCUCGCAGCUUGGCUACCACUAUGUCUGUAGCAGCAAGGCCCGCAUGACGGUGUUUAUCUUCCAGCAGUGGCUGCGGGAUUUUAACGCGCGCAUGGCUAGUGCUCACCGCAACGUGGUGCUGCUUAUGGAUAACGCGCCGUCUCAUGUACUGGGCUGCGUCGUACUUUCGAACGUGCGCGUGGUUAUGUUCGCGCCUCACUUGGGCAUGAAGGUGCAGCCGAUGCGCGGCGGGAUUCUGUCCGCUUUCAAGGGCAAGUACCGUCUUAAGCACCUCACUCUGGCCAUUGAUCACCUGGAGGACGGUCUGUCAAACGUCUACCAUGUGACACAGAUACAAGCCAUGAGCUGGAUUGUGGAUGCGUGGCAGCAGACCUCUAGGGAGAUAAUUGUGAAUGCCUGGAAGCCGCUGGGCAUUACAGCGCCUUUUACAUUCGACUCGAAUAUGGAUGGAUCGGAUGACAAGAAUGUGGAAGAAGAGCUCUGGGGCCUGCUCUACUGCCUGCAGCUUAGCGGUAUUGUUAACACUAAGGUGUUAGUGAACUCGCGCUGGGAGAACGACAUCCACAAGCGUCUCAACGAAGAUAUGAUCGAAGAUCCGAAGGAAAAUGACGAAGAGUUUCGCGUGCCAGAAACCGCUCCGGUUAAUCACUUAAGCGGUGGCACGGAUCACCUGUCCUCCGACGAAGACCAACAUCUGGGUCUGGGUGCUCAACCUAUUACUGCCAAGGAACAGUUGAAGGCGUUUCGUGACGUCAUUCGCCAUCUGGAGCGUACGGGCGUGGGCGAUCCUCGUGAUCCGCAGCUGAUGAACGUCAUUGAAUUUCUAAAGAAGAAGCAGCUGAGUCUGCGUUUCGACAACGCUAGCAAUUCAACACUCACGAUAUAA